GUAAUUGUUGUAGGUACAAUAAAUAACUAUGGUUUGUAAUAAAUAAUUACAUACAACGAGUUCGUUUAAAUUUAAAUAUAAAUUUAUUUUUCGUUCGUUUCAGCAGUACAAUUGUAUCAUUUAAUGGUACCUUAUUAGUUAGUACUCAUUAUGUAAACACUAAAUAUCGGACCUGCCGUAUUAUUGUGUUGGUCUUCGUCUGUAGAUAUUGAUAUUCGGACUUAUAAGUAUGACUAAUACUAUGGAAGCUGCUGAGUUUUUUGGAGUCAUCAAAACUUAUCAUGAACACAUUAAUGAUGACUUCGAACAACCUCAGAUUGUUAUUCCAACACUUAGAUCUUACCAGCGAAGAGCUGUAAAAUGGAUGAUUGAUAAAGAAAUAAACAAUGAUCUGGUAAAAUGUGAUGGGUCUCCAUUUAGUGGAGGCAUUUUAGCUGAUGAAAUGGGCCUCGGAAAAACUGUUGAAAUGAUAUGUUGCAUUAUGAAAAAUCCAGCACCUCCUGAAUUCCAUAACCAAAAUAUUUUGGUUAAAGAUUGUAUACAAAAACCAUUGAUUCAAAGGCCAUCCAAAUCAUCAACAAGCAAAUAUAUAGCAUAUACCAGUGACAAAGAUCUUAAAAUAAAAUCAACAAGUAAUUCUCGUAGUUCGCUUGAAAAUUGGUAUAAAAAUGUACUAAGUGAAAUGAGUACGGUACCAAAGAAAGCUAUAAUUAGUAAUUUUGAUGAAGAUACUCAUAUUGUUACAUGUUAUUGUAAAGAAACACCACCAAAAAGUAUCUUAGUGUAUUGUGCAAUGUGUGGUAAAGGUCAGCAUGCACAGUGUGUUCAUUUUGAACCAAAACCAUUUCAAGAAGUGCCAUUUUUGUGUUCUAAUUGUUGGAUUUUAAAUGAUAAAUUGCAAUGCAAGGCUACUUUGAUUGUUGUACCACCAUCUAUUUUGAACCAGUGGAUUGACGAGAUAGAAAAACAUAUUGCAAAACCUGGUUUAAAAGUUUAUGUUUACAAUGGUGUGUAUUCUGAUGGUUAUAUUCAACCUUAUUCUUUCAGAGACUAUGAUAUAGUUUUAACUUCUUAUAAUACUCUCUCAAGAGAUUUAAACUAUGUUGCAGAUAAUUUAGAAAAUCCAAACUGUACUCGUUCGCUGCGACAUUCAAAAAAAUACAAUUAUCCUCAGUCACCAUUACCUUGCAUUAAAUGGUGGCGAAUAUGUUUGGAUGAAGGUCAAUUAAUUGAGAAUACAUGUAACAAAGUAUGUGGUAUGACACUAAAUCUAACAUCUGUGCAUAAAUGGGCCAUGACUGGUACGCCAAUUCAAAAAUCACUAAAUGAUCUUUACGGCAUUUUAUUGUUCCUACAAGUAAGUCCUUACUGCAUCGAAAAACAAUUUCAGCAACUAAUGAAGGGUGAAAAAACUAUUAUGUAUGAAUAUUUUUCAAAAUUGAUAUGGCGUAGUUCAAUGGAGAAUGUCCAUUCAGAAUUGAACUUGCCUAAACUAACUAAAGAACAGCAUUGGCUAACAUUUUCACAGAUUGAAAAAUAUUUUUACUUUAACCAACAUGAUCUUUGUGCUUCAAUGUUUUCUGACAUUGCAACCAGGGUAUUUCCAUCCUUGGAUAUAUCAGUAAAAAAUAUUGACAAGAAAAAUAUUUAUAAUAUCAUUAGACCAUUAUAUAAGCUUAGACAAGCUUGUGUGCAUCCUCAAGCUGUGAACGGACAGUUUUUAAAAAUAAAAGGAACAAUGACAAUGGAAAAAUUAAUGGAUGUAAUGAUAGAUCAAUGCCGUGUUCACUGUAAUGAUACAUUACGUUCACUUGUUUCUCUGCACAAUGCACUUGCUGGAUUAUAUCUUAUUCGUGCAGAACCUGAAAACGCUGUUGAACAGUAUAGGACAGUAUUAGGAUUAAUGGAUAAAUAUAAAGAUAAACAACUAAAAAUAGAUACAGUUCAGAAAAUCCAUGUUAUGUAUAAUUUGGCCACUGUAAUUGAAGAAAAUACUUUUUUAACGAAAAAGUUAAGUGACUCAAACUUAAAAAGUGAUAUGGAAUUACUCGAAAAAGAAUAUCUUGGGGCUAGUCAGCAAAACGUUGAAUCAACUCGUAAAACUGUACAAUUUUAUUCCGAUAAAGUAGCUAAAAUCAUUGGGAAUAAAACACUAGGCUAUUCAAAUUGGUGGUCAGACAUGUUAGAUUGGAUUUUUUCACCAAAUGACUUUUUAUCUAAAGUACAAAUGGAGUUGGAGGAUUAUCGUGUGCCUGGUGUUCCAAAUAUUGCAAACAGAUUGAAGUCUGUUGGCGAUGUUUAUAAUGUUCUUAGCGUUUGGCUUACUGACUUAAAUAUAGGUAGAAACAGAACAAUAUCUAUGCUAAAAACAUUAGAAGAAACACCCAUGAAUGACUUGGUUCAAAAAGCAUUAAUAUGUCAUCUACGUUUAAAAUCAAAAAAGGCAAAUCCAAAAUACUGGUGUUUAUUAUGUAAUGCUGAAAUGUGCCUACAAUCGUAUGAAUCAUUAUUGUUUAGUGUUUCUAAUAAACAAAAGAAUAUGUUAAUUGAUAAAACUGAAGAAAAUGAUCAAGAAACUAUGUAUGAAAGUACUAGUAAAGGUCUCUGGAAGAUGUCUCAAAAAGAAUUUUUACUUAUGAAACUAUAUCAAUAUGGACAAGCCAAAAUAAUAAAUAAAAGCUGUUUGGAAGAUGCAGCUGAACACAUAAAGGUACUAGAGUUAGUACGUAAAGAAUUCCGUUAUUUACGGUUGUUAUGGACUCAUCUUAGUGAUAGUCUUUCUACUCAUGAUGAGAUAGUGAUGGCAAAAUCAAGGUUGAAACUUGAGAAUACUUGUCCCCUAGUAACUGACGAAGAUGGUCCAUCAAAAAAAAAGGCUAAAAAAAAAAAUGAAAAUGACAUUAUUAUGGAACAAUAUGUGGAUUUUAAUGUGAUGUCAAUGAAGUCAGACAUUCCAAUUACUAUGACUGUCUUAGAAAGAGAUAUAGGAAAGCUACUUUAUCUAGAAAAUUUAAAAAAAGAAAAAGAAAACUCUACUGAAAUUGAUACAUGUCCAAUUUGUUGUCUGAAUGGUGAAGCAGGAUGGGCAGUAUUAUUAUGUGGCCAUAGUGUGUGUAACCAGUGCUUAGCAUCCAUGUGUAAUCAUUCAGAAGCUUUUGAUAUAGCUUGUCCCAUGUGUAGAACCAAUACUCCAAUGGAUUCUGUAUCUUAUGUGAAAAAUAACCGAGAAGGUGAAGUGUCAAACAUCAAAGGUUCCUUUUCUACUAAAAUAGAAAGUGUGACUUUAAAACUGAUGGAAUUGACUCAGCAGGAUCCAAAUGUGAAAGUUUUAAUAUUCUCAAAUUGGGAUAAAGCAUUAAAUCUUCUUGGAGAAGCUUUAACACAAAAUUCAAUCAAUUUUAAAAUACUAAAAUCUGGAUCUACGUACAAAAAAACCUUAAAAGAUUUUAAAGCAAAUAAUAAAAUAAAUGCAUUAUUAAUGAAAUUAAGCGUGGGUUCAAAGGGACUGAAUUUAACUGAAGCAACAAGAAUAUUUUUCAUGGAGCCAAUAAUUAACAAAGCUGAUGAACUUCAAGCCAUAGGGAGAAUUCAUAGAAUAGGACAAACCAAACCCACAUUUGUUCAUCACUUUAUUAUUCGAAAUUCUAUUGAAGAAAACAUCACAAAUGUAUUUUCUGAUGCCAUGUUUGAUAGAUGGGAUGAUAUCACUCUUUCUCAACUAAUAAAAGUAUUCGAAAAAAAUGAAUCUAAUGAUAUAUUAUAAAAAAAAAAAAUUUAAAAAAUAGAACCAAAUAAUGACACUGUAAUUUAAAUAUUUAAUUAUUAUUCUUCUUAUCUAUUGCUAAUUUUAUUUUUAUAUGUAAAAGGUACACUUUACUGAUACCUUUAGUAUUUCUAAGUUAGCUUUACUUUUUUGUUUAUAAGAAUUAAUAUUAUAAUAUAUUUUGAUAAGAAAAUUUGUUUUUUUCCUACAGUGAUAAUAAUUUUUAAGAUUUGUAUAUAUAUUUUUUAGCUGAAUUUAAAUGUAUUUUACUUUUAAAUUAAAAUUAAAUAUAAUUUUACAUACUAGUGUAAAUAUAUAAAUGACACAAAUCGCUUUUUUUAUUUUAUAUCGUAUGAUAAAAGUUUGGUUGUCUUUGUCACAUGAGCUAUUAUUAAAAAGGACUAUUUAACUGCAUAUCAUUUUGUGAAAACAAUUAAUGACUCGUUUUUAGUUUCUUACAAAGGAUAAUAGUUUCGAAAAUAAAUAUAGAUUUUUCCAAUACUUAUAGUAAGGAUAAUUUGAAUAAAUUAUAGACUAUUUAUAAAAAAAAAUUAAAAUUAUAAAUGUUUUUUUGAUUGACAAUGAAUCAAUUAGGAUUGUAAAAUAUAUUUGUUUUCAUAACUAUUGUCAGAUUACAAGUUAAGUUAAAUCUAGAAUGAUUAGUUAUUUGCUUACAACAAUGCUGACAUAACUUUUAAUGUAUAUUAAUUAAAAUAUAUUUGUUUGGAAAAUAUAAAUUUAUUUAAAAUGCAUA
Molecule: messenger RNA, 4517 nt
Organism: Aphis gossypii (cotton aphid)
Lineage: Eukaryota; Metazoa; Arthropoda; Insecta; Hemiptera; Aphididae
Product: E3 ubiquitin-protein ligase SHPRH
Exons: 19
Coding region: 230-3763 (1177 amino acids)
Biological process (GO): protein polyubiquitination; DNA damage response
Cellular component (GO): nucleus
Molecular function (GO): ATP binding; ATP-dependent chromatin remodeler activity; ubiquitin protein ligase activity
Source: RefSeq, a predicted model, not a curated record